This is a messenger RNA of Myzus persicae (green peach aphid), 999 nucleotides long. RefSeq lists its product as uncharacterized. Gene Ontology annotation, molecular function: odorant binding. Lineage: Eukaryota; Metazoa; Arthropoda; Insecta; Hemiptera; Aphididae. The transcript has 8 exons. Bases 104 to 751 code for a protein of 215 amino acids. The record is from RefSeq and is a predicted model, not a curated record.
AGCAAGUGGACAAUAAAUCUGUACUUAGUGUUCAUUUUAGAAGAUCUAACUUCUAGUUGUCACUUGUCAAUAAACUUAAUGAGAUAUUAAUUUAACAGUUAAAAUGCAAAAGGUGGUUUUUAUAUGUAUUUUUGCGAUCAUCUACCAAACUGUGUUUACUGUUGGGUACGAGAGAACAUGGAUUUUACGCCAAAAACGAAUGACAAAUGAUGAUGAAUGCCGAACUCUCCUUCCAAGCUCGGAAAAGAAAUUACCUUCGUGUUGUCAAAUGCCAAAUAUACUACCCGGGUUGGACAGUACUUGGGAAAAAUGUUAUGAGAAAUUCAUACAAUUCAAGGAUAAACCUGAAACAAAAGAAUAUAAAGAAAUGUCACAUGGAAAAGAGCCACCAUGUCUAUUUCAAUGUAUUUUCAUGGAAUCUGGAUUAACUACUAAUGACGGAAAACUCAAUGAAGAUGCCAUCACAAAAAAAAUGACCGAAGGAAUAAACAAUGAUGAAAAAUGGAAGUCUACAUGGAAGAAGUCUCUCGAUAAAUGCUUUGAUGAUGUCAAACAAGAAGAUAAGAAACAAAUUCUAAUCAUGAAUACUCCAGCAGGAAGAUUGAUGAAAUGUUUCUUAAGAGAUAUAUACAUGAACUGCCCAGAAAAUGUAUGGGUUGAAAGCUCAGAAUGUCUGAAUGUGAAGAAUUUGGUGCAAAAAUGUCCAGAAAUGCCCCCGCCAGUAUUCCAAUCCGCACCCAAAUUAAUUUAAUUAGGAAAAUUACUCAUCUAUACUAGUAAAGUACAUUUUUAAGAUUAAAAAAAGUACUUCUUUUAAGUUGAAUGUAAUAGAUUAAUAAUAAAUACUUUAGAAUUUAAAAAAAAAACGGUUUUUUAUUUAAUUAUUUUUAAUUUUGUUGAAUAACUUGAAUUUAUGUGACAAAAAUUGAAACAAAUCUUAAUUUAGAAAGACUUAAUGAACAUCUAUGAGGGAGAGGUUUAUGAAAAAACAAAUAUCAA